AUGGUCAAGGCUGUUGCUGUUAUCCGUGGUGACUCGCAGAUCGCCGGUACUGUCACCUUCGAGCAGACCGCCGAGUCCGCCCCCACCACCAUCACCUGGAACAUUACCGGCCACGACGCCAACGCUGAGCGUGGUUUCCACAUCCACCAGUUCGGUGACAACACCAACGGCUGCACUUCCGCCGGUCCCCACUUCAACCCCCACGGCAAGACCCACGGUGCUCCCUCCGAUGAGGACCGCCACGUUGGUGACCUCGGUAACUUCAAGACCGAUGCUGAGGGUAACGCCAAUGGCUCCGUUCAGGACAAGCUUGUCAAGCUGAUCGGUGCUGAGAGCGUUCUGGGCCGCACUCUGGUUGUCCACGCCGGCACUGACGACCUUGGCAAGGGUGGCAACGAGGAGUCCAAGAAGACUGGUAACGCUGGACCCCGCCCUGCUUGCGAUCAGGUAGUGGUGUUCUUCCCCACCAUGCCUUUCGAAGCUCGCGUCAAGUCUGUCCUAUCGGGCGAUACAGUUGUUCUGGAACAUGUCACCAACCCUGCACACGACCGCAUCCUGAGCUUAGCAUAUGUAUCAGCUCCCAGAUUGAGACGAGAGGGUGAUGAGGCAUUCGGCUUCCAAUCACGCGAAUUCCUCCGUGAACUCCUUGUCGGCAAGGUGAUUCAAUUCCAAGUCGUGUACACCAUCCCCACCGGUGCCAAGCGCGAAUAUGGUAUCAUUAGACUACCUGGCUUCAACGCCCAGUUGCCUGAUAUCUGUGUGCAAGAGGGUUGGGCCCGGGUCCGGGAGGAGGCAGGCAAGCGCAGUGAUGACUCUCCGGAAACUGUCGAGCUGUUGGGUCGGCUGCGUGCCCUGGAGUCUUUGGCUCAGGGUGAAGGAAAAGGUGUUUGGGCUACUUCAGACGACGGCCUGAUUGAGACAAACAAUGAGCUUUGGAGCAGUGCAGCUCUCAUUGAGAAAUUCAAGGGUGUGCAGAUGGAGGGUAUCAUUGAGAAGGUCCUGAAUGGUGACCGUCUGGUGAUCCGUUUGCUGCUGUCGCCAAAGGAACACGCACAGACUGUGGUUGCUGUGGCUGGUAUCCGGGCCCCUUCUGCAAAGCGCACAAACGCCGAUGGCAAGGAGCAGGCUGCCGAACCGUUCGGUGAUGAGGCACAACAGUUUGUCGAGUCUCGGUUGUUGCAGCGCAAGGUGAAGGUUUCAUUGCUAGGAGUCACACCCCAGGGCCAACUUGUGGCUACCGUUCUCCACCCCAACGGAAAUAUCGCUCGAUUCCUUCUUGAAGAGGGUCUUGCACGUUGUCAGGAUCACCACUCUACACUUCUUGGUGCCGAUAUGGCCCUUCUCCGUCAGGCUGAGAACACUGCCAAGGAUGCUCGCAAGGGUAUCUUCACUGGCCACGUUGGAUCUAAGGCCACCGGUGCCCCUUCCGCUGAAUACACCGUUACCCGUGUGUUGAAUGCUGAUACUAUUUUCAUUCGCAACAAGGCUGGCCAGGAGAAGAAAAUCAGUCUCACUAGCAUUCGCCAACCUAAGCCCUCUGAUCCUAACCAGGCUCUGUUCGCGGCCAAUGCUAAGGAGUUCCUGCGCAAGCGCGUCAUUGCUAAGAAUGUCAAGGUCACCGUCAACGGCAAGAAGCCCGCCACCGAGGGCUAUGAAGAACGUGAGGUUGCUACUGUUGUCCAGGGCAACACCAACAUUGGUCUGGCCCUCGUUGAGGCUGGUUACGCUUCAGUGAUUCGCCACCGGAUGGACGACGAUGAUCGUUCACCCGACUACGAUGCUCUCCUUGCCGCUGAGGCGGAAGCGCAAAAGGAUGGCCGCGGUAUGUGGUCCCCCAAGCCACCCAAGUCGAAGCAAUAUGUGGACUACUCCGAGAAUGUCCAAAAGGCCAAGCUUGAGGUUGGUGUGCUGCAACGUUCUAAGCGGAUCCCCGCUGUUGUCGACUUUGUCAAGUCAGGCUCCCGCUUCACUGUAUUGAUUCCUCGUGAGAAUGCCAAGUUGACUCUUGUUCUUUCCGGCAUUCGUGCCCCUCGAUCUGCGCGUGGGCCGAACGAAGCUGGUGAGCCAUUCGGUCAGGAAGCCCACGACUUGGCCAACCGCCGCUGCAUGCAGCGUGACGUUGAGAUUGACGUUGAGACCAUAGAUAAGGUCGGUGGGUUCAUUGGUACUCUUUAUGUUAACAAGGAGAACUUCACCAAGGUUCUGCUGGAGGAGGGUCUUGCUACCGUGCACGCAUACUCAGUCGAGCAGACUGGUCACGCCACCGAGUACUAUGCUGCUGAGGAGCGCGCCAAGAACGCCCGCAAGGGUCUGUGGCAGAACUAUGACCCAGCCAAGGAGGCUGCUGAGGCCGAAGCCGCCGCGGAGGCUGCCAACGCCACUAGCACUGACAGCGAGGCCAUUACUCAGCGUCGUAGGGACUACCGUGAUGUUAUGGUCACCUACAUUGACCCCGAGACUGGUCGUCUGAAGCUGCAGCAGAUUGGCAAUGGCACAAGUGCGCUGACCGAGCUGAUGUCCGCCUUCCGGUCCUUCCACAUCAACAAGGCCAACGACACCCCUCUGCCGGGUCCCCCUAAGGCUGGCGACUGGGUCGCCGCUCAAUUCAGCGAGGACAACAACUGGUACCGCGGCAAGGUGCGCCGCAAUGACCGCGAGAAGCAGACCGCCGAAGUUCUCUACGUUGACUUUGGAAACUCUGAGACCAUCCCCUGGUCUAACCUACGCCCUCUUACUCAGCCCCAAUUCUCGGCCCAGAAGCUCCGCCCCCAGGCUGUCGAUGCUGUCCUCUCCUUCUGCCAAUUCCCCACUUCCCCCGAAUACCUUCAGGACGCCGUGGACUUUAUCAGUGACCAGGCCUUCGACCGCCAACUCGUUGCCAACGUGGACUAUGUUGACACCGAUGGUACCCUCUACGUCACCCUCAUGGACGCAGAAGUGGCGAAGAGCAUUGACCAAAGUAUCAACGCUGACAUUAUCAGCGAGGGUAUGGCCAUGGUGCCUCGCAAGCUGAAGGCCUGGGAGUGUGCCUCACUUGACACCCUGGAGAAGCUGCGUACUCUCGAGGAUGAGGCCAAGGCCGACCGCCGUGGUAUGUGGGAGUACGGCGACCUCACCGAGGAUUAA
This is a messenger RNA of Penicillium odoratum, 3126 nucleotides long. RefSeq names its product putative transcription factor (Snd1/p100). NCBI's taxonomy places the organism in Eukaryota, Fungi, Ascomycota, Eurotiomycetes, Eurotiales, Aspergillaceae. Gene Ontology annotation, cellular component: cytosol; RISC complex; nucleus. The coding region runs from base 1 to 3126 and encodes 1041 amino acids. The record is from RefSeq and is a predicted model, not a curated record. Gene Ontology annotation, biological process: mRNA catabolic process; regulatory ncRNA-mediated gene silencing; superoxide metabolic process. The transcript has 6 exons. Gene Ontology annotation, molecular function: metal ion binding; nuclease activity; RNA binding.